Molecule: messenger RNA, 778 nt
Organism: Megachile rotundata (alfalfa leafcutting bee)
Lineage: Eukaryota; Metazoa; Arthropoda; Insecta; Hymenoptera; Megachilidae
Source: RefSeq, a predicted model, not a curated record
AUGGUGCCAGAGUGGAAACGCGAACUGGGACAAUGGGAACAAAGAGAGACCAAAGACAAAGCUGUGGCCAGUUACGUGAAGGCCUACUGGCAAGAUCGUGCUGGUGCUGAGUAUCUAGUUCCGAAUUUUCAACUUACCGAAUACGUGGAACAACUCCAGAACACCGUAAACUGGAUCAAUUCUCACUUACAAACACGAAACUUAACAGCAAUCACGGUACAAUGGCGUACAGCAGGGGAUUCAGAUAAUGAGGAUCUAUUUCAAUUAGAUGAAGAAAUAAAUGAUGUAAGAUCAAAAUUAUUGGAAUGUCAAUCGAAAUGUGAGAGUACGGUAUCGAAGAUUUAUGAUGUCAAUCAACUAAAAGAUAAAGGAACAUUUGUUUUAAAAGAUGUUACAAGAAAAUAUAGUAAACUGGACGAGGAAUUAUAUGGAAUCCAUUGCAAUUAUGUCAAAUGUGCAGAAAAGAUCAAUUCUUGUGAAGAAUAUGUUAAUCAAAAAAUUGAUGCUCUUACAUUGCAACGAGAUAAUUUAAAGAAAGAAUUAUCGGAAUUAAAAACAAAAGCAGAAGAGAAUGACAAACAGUUGAUGGAAAUAAAAAAAAUGAUCACAAUUCAAGAAAAGAAGAAUACAGCACUAAUACGGAAACUAAGAAGACUAGUAGAGAAUACACACAUACCACCAAACUUAGAAGCAAAAGUAAUUGCGAUCCUAAAUGAUCCUAGAGUUACUAAUACAAAAAUUUCGAAGCAAUAAAUCAUAUAGUACAAUGCACUAACAU